AUGUCCACCCAAACCCUCCUCCGCACCCUAACAGCCCUCACCACCAUCAACCUAGCCCUCUCAGGCACAAUCCACUACAACACGAAUUCCAAACUAGAGCGCAACCACGAAGAAGCCGAAGCCCGCGCAGACGAAAUCGAAGGCACGCUGCGCGGGCACAUCGGCCUGAUCGAGGAGAGUCUGGAGCGGCUGGAGGGGAAGGGGGGUGGGGGGUGGGGGCAGGGGAUGGGGCAGAAGACGGAGGAGAUGUACUCGAGUAGAGGGAGGGAUGGGAAAUAG
Saxophila tyrrhenica is the source of this 279-nucleotide messenger RNA. RefSeq lists its product as uncharacterized. The record is from RefSeq and is a predicted model, not a curated record. The transcript has 2 exons. Lineage: Eukaryota; Fungi; Ascomycota; Dothideomycetes; Mycosphaerellales; Extremaceae. The coding region runs from base 1 to 279 and encodes 92 amino acids.